UCUACUGUAACUAGUAAGUGGUGACCAUCACCAAAGCUCAAAGAUAUUAGCAACUUUUUUUUUGGGAAGCAGAAUAGGAAAGCAGAAAUUGAGGGAAAACCCUAGUUCAUAUUUUCGUAGAAGGAUUCCGGGGAGAAAAUGGCGAAGAAAUCUCCGAACAAGAAAUCAUCUAAGAAGCCGUCUUUGAGAAAUCUUCAGAAGCCAUCAAAGAAACCCUUCAAAUCAAAACCACCUAGAGACGGCGGCAAAGGCACCAAAACCGAAUUGGGCGACCCCGUUUUGUCUCAUCAACAAAAGCAAGCUUCACUUGCCCUGCAACUCGAAGAUGACGUCCCCGACUUCCCCAGAGGUGGAGGUAGUUCACUGAGUAAACAGGAGCUGGAGGACGUGAGAGCAGAGGUAGAUGCAGAGUUUGAGGCAGAGGAGAGAGUUUCGAAGAAGAAGAACAAAAGGGCAAAGCGGUUCGAAUGGAGAAGCCAAUCGGCAGAAGAUGAUAUGGGCUCCCUUUUUGGUGAUGCAUUCACCGGAAAGUUGCCUAGGUUUGCAAAUAAGAUCACUUUGAAGAAUAUUUCUCCUGGCAUGAAGCUUUGGGGCGUAAUUUCAGAGGUAAAUCAGAAAGAUGUUGUGGUUAGUCUUCCAGGGGGUUUGCGUGGGUUAGUUCGUGCGAGUGAAGCAUUUGAUCCUCUUCCAAAUGAUGGAGUAAAAGGGGAUAUGGAAAGUAAUUUUCUUUCAAGCAUAUAUCAUGUUGGGCAGCUUGUCUCGUGCAUUGUGCAACAAGUGGAUGAUGAGAAGAAAGAAACUGGGAAAAGAAGAAUUUGGCUUUCCCUUCGUCUUUCUUUACUGCACAAAGGCUUGACAAUGGAUAUUAUUCAAGAAGGAAUGGUUCUUAGUGCAUACAUAAAAAGCAUUGAAGACCAUGGUUAUACACUUAAUUUUGGAUUUGGUUCCUUUACUGGAUUCAUGCCCGAAAGCCACCAAUCUGAAAGAAAGGACACAGAAGUGAAAGUUGGGCAGCUUAUUCAAGGGGUCGUUAAAAGCAUUGACAAAACUCGAAAAUUGCUUUACAUGAGCUCUGAUUCUGAUAUGGUGUCAAAAUGUGUGACCAAGGACCUUAAAGGUAUUUCAAUUGAUCUUCUCGUUCCAGGCAUGAUGGUUGAUGCUCGUGUUCGGUCAUCCCUUGAAAAUGGCAUCAUGUUAUCAUUCCUCACAUACUUCACGGGAACUGUAGAUAUGUUUAACUUAAGUGAGACUUUUCCCUCUGCUAACUGGAAAGAUCAUUACACCCAAGGCAAGAAGGUCAACGCUCGGAUAUUAUUUAUAGAUCCUACAACUAGAGCUGUUGGUUUGACUCUGAAUCCUCACCUAGUUCAUAAUAGAGCUCCACCUACACUGGUCCAAACUGGUGAUAUCUUUGAUCAAUCGAAAAUAAUCAGGAUUGACAGGGGUUUGGGCCUUUUGCUCGAAAUCCCCUCUUCUCCAGUAGCAACCCCUGCGUAUGUUAGUGUGUCUGAUGUUGCUGACAAGGAAAUCAAGAAGCUAGAGAAAAAUUUCAAAGAGGGAAGUCUUGUGCGAGUUAGAGUGCUUGGACUUAGGCACUUGGAAGGGCUUGCUACUGGGAUUCUGAAGGCUAGUGCUUUUGAAGGGACAGUCUUUACUCAUUCAGAUGUCAAGCCUGGAAUGGUUGUUAAGGCUAAAGUAAUUGCAGUUGACAGCUUUGGUGCCAUUGUGCAACUUGGAAGCGGUGUGAAAGCACUUUGUCCUCUUCGACACAUGUCUGAGUUUGAGAUAACAAAACCUAGAAAAAAGUUCCAGGUUGGAGCUGAACUAGUUUUCCGUGUUCUUGGUUGCAAGUCCAAGAGGAUCACUGUUACACACAAGAAAACUCUAGUGAAGUCAAAGCUUGAAAUUCUUAGUUCAUAUGCCGAUGCCAUUGAAGGACUAAUAACCCAUGGAUGGAUAACAAAUAUUGAGAACCAUGGAUGCUUUGUUCGCUUUUACAAUGGUGUACAAGGAUUUGCACCAAGAUCUGAACUUGGUUUGGAUCCGGGAUGUGACAUAAAUUCAAUGUAUCAUGUCGAGCAGGUUGUGAAAUGUAGAGUGACCAGCUCUAUACCUGCCUCAAGGAGAAUCAACCUUAGUUUCACUGCAAAAAAAACAAGGAUUGCUGAAGAUGAUAUGAUGAAUCUUGGAAGCCUUGUAUCUGGAGUUGUUGAGCAAGUAACUCCUCAUGCAGUUGUGGUUUGUGUUAACUCCAAAAGUCACAUUAAGGGUACCAUCUCUCCUGAACAUUUAUCUGACCACCUAGGGCUUGGUGCAUUGCUGAAAUCAGUUCUGAAACCUGGACACCAGUUUGACAAACUCUUGGUUCUUGAUAUUGAAGGCAGCAAUCUCAUACUCACUGCUAAGUAUUCGCUUGUGAAUUCUGCCCGAGACCUUCCUUUGGAUAUCAAGCAAGUUUGCCCUCAUUCAAUAGUCCAUGGAUAUGUGUGUAAUCUAAUCGAAGCUGGUUGCUUUGUUCGCUUUGUUGGGCGUUUGACUGGUUUUGCCCCAAAACAUAAGGCAGUAGAUGACAGGAGAUCUGAUGUUUCUGAAGUCUUUAGCAUUGGUCAAUCUGUUCGCUGUAACGUAGUUGAUGUUAAUAGUGAAACAAAUAGAAUAACACUUGCAUUGAAGCAGUCGUUGUGUUCCUCGACAGAUGCAUCCUUUAUUCGAGAGUACUUUCUUUUGGAAGACAAGAUAUCUAAACUGCAAUUGCUGGGCUCUGAGAGCAGUGAAUUAAAUUGGGUUGACGAAUUCCAAGUUGGAAGCAUAAUUGAGGGAAAAGUUAAUGAAAAAAAGGAGUUUGGUGUGGUUAUCAGCUUUGAGAAGUACAAAGACAUUUUUGGCUUCAUUUCCCAGUACCAGUUGGAUGGAAUUGCAGUGGAUUUUGGUACAACUGUUCAGGCUGCAGUUCUUGAUAUAUCAAAGAGUGAACGGCUGUUGGAUUUGUCAUUGAAACCACAGUUUGUUGAAAGGUCAAAACGUGAGGGCUCCAGUGUGCACUCUGUUAAGAAGAAACGUGGAAGGGAAACACAUAAAGGGCUGGAUCUGAAACAAACUGUUCAUGCGCAAGUUGAGAUUGUGAAAGAGGAUUACUUGGUUCUGUCAAUACCUACACAUAAUUUUGCUUUGGGUUAUGCCUCGCUUGCUGAUUACAAUACUCAAAUGCUUCCUCGGAAACAGUUUGUUAAUGGGCAGAGUGUCGUAGCCACUGUUGCUGAUCUUCCAAGUCCAUCAACAGGUGGAAGGUUGCUACUACUGCUUAAAUCUAUGAAUGAGGUUAUGGAUUCAUCCACUUCGAAGCGCGCAAAAAGGAAGGCCAACAUUGAUGUUGGUUCUGUUGUUCAGGCAGAGAUUACUGAAAUCAAGCCUCUUGAACUUCGAGUAAAAUUUGGUUCUGGUUUUCAUGGGAGGGUACACAUUACCGAGGCUACAGAUGAUAAUCUUGCUGAAGAUCCCUUCAACAGCCUCAGGGUUGGCCAGACAGUCAACACAAUGAUUGUUUCGAAGUGUAAUCGUAACAGAAGCUAUCAAUGGGAAUUGUCCCUAAAACACUCGUUGCUUGCAGGUGCUGGUGAAGUAGAAGAUGGGCUUCUUGUAGAAGAUUUUGAUUACCCUAUUGGUGGAAGAGUUUCUGGGUUUGUUUAUAAAGUGGACAAGGAAUGGGCCUGGGUGACUGUAUCUCGAGAUGUCAGGGCACAAUUGUAUAUUUUGGACAGUGCAUCUGAGCCUACUGAACUUGAAAAGUUCGAGAAGCACUUUUACAUAGGCAUGGCUCUUUCAGGAUAUGUCAUAAAAGCAGAUAAGGAGAAAAAAUUGUUACGGAUUGUCCUGCACCCAAUUCUCACUCAUAUAGACAGCGCUUGUAGCCUGAGUGACGGUUGUUCAACUAGUCCUUUAAAUGGGAAUAAAGCAUGCCAUAUUAGUGUAGGUGGUUUUGUGGGUGGCAGAAUAUCUAAAAUCCUUCCUGGUGUUGGCGGUGUACUUGUUCAAAUUGAUCAGCAUCUCUAUGGUAAGGUUCAUUUUACUGAAUUGACCAAGGCAUGGGUCUCAGAUCCACUUGCUGGAUAUCAUGAGGGUCAAUUUGUGAAAUGCAAAGUCCUUGAAAUUUCCCAUUCUUUCAAGGGCACUGUACAUGUUGAUCUGUCACUACGGCUCACUUCAGAUGAUAUGGAUCAUGGAAAGUUUUCUGAUCUCUACCCUAGCAUGAACUCCAUCAGUCCACGUGUGGAGAAUAUUGAAGAUCUUAAACCAGACAUUGUUGUAAAGGGAUAUGUUAAGAACGUUAGUUCAAGAGGAUGUUUUAUUAUGAUUUCUCGGACGGUUGACGCAAAAAUCCUCUUGUCAAACUUGUCGGACGGCUUUGUUGAGAAUCCAGAGAAAGAAUUUCCAGUUGGGAAACUCGUCAUUGGCAGGGUGAUAUCUGUCGAACCUUUGUCCAAGCGAGUUGAAGUUACUCUUAAGACAUCCAACAGUGUCAGUGUCUCAAAGUUGGACGUAAAUUCUUUGAAUAAGCUCACUGUUGGAGAUUUCAUUUCUGGAAGAGUUAAGCGCAUUGAGUCAUAUGGCUUGUUUGUUACCAUUGAUGACACAAAUCUGGUUGGCUUAUGCCAUGUCUCAGAGCUUUCUGAUGAGCACAUAGACAACAUUGAAACAAAAUACAAAGCUGGGGAGGUGGUCAGAGCUAAAGUUUUGAAGGUCGAUAAGGAAAGACACCGCAUUGCUCUUGGAAUGAAAAAUUCAUAUUUCACUGGUGAUACAAAUGAUCAAAAACUUUCAGAACAUGGGACUAAUUCUGCUAUUGAGGAAAAUCAUGUUUUUGAAGGCACUGGGGCAAUAAGUUUUCCAGGGAUUGAUGAUUUUGAUAUCAAGUCCGACAAUGAAAAGCUUUCGGUUCUUGGUAAACUGGAAUCGAGGGCUUCAAUACGACCUCUUGAUGUUCCAUUGGAUGAAAUUGAAAACUCAGAUGUGGAUAAUGUAGUUAAUCAAGAUCAUGAGAAUCCCAAUGCUGCAGAUAUUAUGGAUGAAAAAAGCAAGAAACGUGAAAAGAAGAAAGCAAAGGUGGAGAGGGAACAAGAAAUUCAAGCUGCUGAGGAGAGACUUCUAGAAAAAGGUAUUCCAAGAAAUGCUGAUGAAUUUGAGAAGCUUAUUAGGACCUCCCCAAAUAGCAGCUUUGUAUGGAUAAAGUACAUGGCAUUCAUGCUCUCUUUGGCAGAUGUUGAAAAGGCACGUUCCAUUGCUGAGAGGGCUUUGAGAACUAUAAACAUCCGAGAGGAGUCUGAGAAGCUGAACAUCUGGGUUGCAUACUUCAACUUAGAAAAUGAAUAUGGAAAUCCUCCUGAGGAAGCUGUUAAGAAACUAUUUUAUAGAGCAUUACAGUACUGCGAUCCCAAAAAGCUGUACCUGGCCCUUCUGGGAAUGUAUGAAAGGACCGAGCAACAUAAGUUGGCUGAUGACCUUCUCGGCAAAAUGAUCAAGAAAUUCAAGAGUUCAUGCAAAGUUUGGCUAAGACGGGUUCAAAGACUCUUGCAGCAAAACCAUGAUGGAAUACAGUCAAAUAUAAAUCGGGCUCUUUUAUGUCUACCUCGCCAUAAGCAUAUCAAAUUUAUUUCACAGACUGCGAUUCUUGAGUUCAAAUGUGGGGUACCUGACAGGGGGCGAUCAUUGUUUGAGGGAAUGCUGCGCGAGUAUCCUAAAAGGACGGACUUGUGGAGCAUUUAUCUUGACCAGGAGAUUCGACUAGGUGAUGUAGAUGUGAUCCGUUCGUUGUUUGAGAGGGCAAUAAGUUUGAGCCUUCCCCCUAAGAAAAUGAAGUUCUUAUUCACGAAGUAUCUGGAGUAUGAAAAAUCUCUUGGUGACGAAGAAAGAGCAAGUACUGUGAGAGAAAAAGCAAGAGAGUAUGUUGAGAGCAACGUCAAAUGAAAAUUAAUUUCAUACUCAGUUUGGUGGUAUUGGAUAUCGAUAUGGUGGGAAGCAUGCCUGAAGAUUGUGCUGGCUGUUUGUAAAGAGAUCAAUUUAAACCUUUGUAUUUGGAGAUAGCAUCCUACUGAAUCUGUAGGAAUAUUAUCUUUCUAGGGCUUGGGGAUGGGUCAAUUGGCAAAUAUUUGGCUUGCAAAUAGCUGGUUAUAUACUCCAAGGGCACGGAUCUGGUCAUCCAUGAAGAAUUGUGAGAGGAUGCGGCAUAAGGAUUAUGUUGCUUACAGGGGUGGUGAAAAUCUUUGCCGUACACUUUCAAAUGGGGACAGAUGAGACUUUUUCUAAAUGCCAUAUGGCAUAGAGUAUAAACGAUGAAGGUUGGAUACUUUGAGAUAUUUCAGCGUACCAUCAUCCUGGCGAAGGUGAUCCACUGUAAUAGUUGAACCUUAGUCUAUGCUGUAAGAGUAAAUUAUGUAUACCAAAAGCGGCUGAAAAAAAUUUUUGAGUGGUGAGAAUUAUUUAGCAAUUCUUUUCUGCGAGU
This is a messenger RNA of Coffea eugenioides, 6496 nucleotides long. RefSeq names its product rRNA biogenesis protein RRP5. The transcript has 40 exons. The coding region runs from base 139 to 5961 and encodes 1940 amino acids. Gene Ontology annotation, biological process: rRNA processing. Gene Ontology annotation, cellular component: small-subunit processome; nucleolus; nucleus. Lineage: Eukaryota; Viridiplantae; Streptophyta; Magnoliopsida; Gentianales; Rubiaceae. The record is from RefSeq and is a predicted model, not a curated record. Gene Ontology annotation, molecular function: protein binding; RNA binding.